Messenger RNA from Zymoseptoria tritici IPO323, 450 nucleotides. RefSeq lists its product as uncharacterized. NCBI's taxonomy places the organism in Eukaryota, Fungi, Ascomycota, Dothideomycetes, Mycosphaerellales, Mycosphaerellaceae. Bases 1 to 450 code for a protein of 149 amino acids. The record is from RefSeq and is a predicted model, not a curated record. The transcript has a single exon.
AUGUCAGCUGGAGAUAAUCCGUCCGCUGUCAUGUGCAACUACCGCAUGCGCAUAGCAUGGCUUGGCUCACUUCCUGAUGAUCAGGUCGUUGCGCCCGGACCGGAUGUGACGAGUGGCCGCUCGCCAGUCCACUUGCUUACCAUUCAAACCACCCAGCUUCUCGUCGAUUAUCUGAAAUUCUGGCGCAUCUACCUCGUUAUCGCGUCCAAGAUCCCUGACAGGCCUCGCCGGCGUUAUACGGACUCGAACAGUGACCAAGCAAAACAGAUUGGAUACUGGUGGGAUUGUGAACGCCCAGACCACGAUGUUAAUAAAGCAAGGAGCUGGCGUGACAGCUUGGAGAGCUUACCCUCCGAGCUGCGCAAGAAGUCGACCGACUCAUGGCGGCCCGCAGAGCUAAUACAACGACUUUACGACUUCACGUUCGAUACGCAUAACUGGUGCAUUUGA